AUGCCUGUUUCACCGGUGACUGAGACUGGAUCUGGGUCUCAUGAUCAUGAGGCUGGGGACGACGCACUAUCUCAAGCUAUGUUACAAAUUUUGGAAAGGGUCGCUAGGCCCAAUAUUGGAGCUGAAGGUCGAGGGUCAGUUAUGGAACGACUCCGGUCUAAUGGAAUUGAGAUUUUUUGGGGUAUUACUGGAGUUUCCCCUAACGUGGCUGAGUACUGGAUCAAGGCCAUAGAAAGGAUUAUGGACGAUUUGGACGGCACCCUCGAGCAGAAACUAAAUGGUGUAGGGUCACUGCUGAGAGAUAUGGCUUACCAGUGGUGGCUUACAGUUAAGGAGCACAUUCAGCCCGAUCAACUGACCUGGAAGCUCUUUAAGACUACUUUCCAGGGAAAAUAUGUGGGUGCCAGUUAUGUGGAUGCCUGGAGGAAGGAGUUUCUGAAUCUGACUCAGGGGGAUAGAUCAGUAGCUGAAUAUGAGGCCAAGUUCUUGCGACUAAGCUGCUAUGCGCAAGGGAUGGUGGCGACUGAGUAUGAGCAAUGUGUUCACUUCAAGGGUGGCCUUAGGGAUGGUUUACGAGUUCUGAUAGCUCCACAGAGGGAGCGAGACUUUGCUGUACUGGUUGAUAAAACGAAGAUCGCCAAAAAGGUUAAGCGUGCUGAGUGCUAG
Messenger RNA from Gossypium arboreum, 666 nucleotides. RefSeq lists its product as uncharacterized. The transcript has a single exon. Bases 1 to 666 code for a protein of 221 amino acids. The record is from RefSeq and is a predicted model, not a curated record. NCBI's taxonomy places the organism in Eukaryota, Viridiplantae, Streptophyta, Magnoliopsida, Malvales, Malvaceae.